AGUAGGGAGGAAAACCGGAGGAGAGCGCAGGAGGAAACAGUACCGGCUGGAGGCCGGUCUUGCAGGAGCGGGGGACUGCUGGGGGCGGGGCUUGGUGGUGACCGCUGGCGGGGCGGGGCCUGGGGCUCAGAGGGGUGGGCUUUGGAGAUCAGAGGGUCGACGCUGCUUCGUUGCCUGGACUCUGGUUUCCGCCCUGGAGCAAGCCGGGGCCUGGUCGGCAGCUGGGCCGCCAUGGAGUCCACGCUGGGCGCGGGCAUCGUGAUAGCCGAGGCGCUACAGAACCAGCUAGCCUGGCUGGAGAACGUGUGGCUCUGGAUCACCUUUCUGGGCGAUCCCAAGAUCCUCUUUCUGUUCUACUUCCCCGCGGCCUACUACGCCUCCCGCCGUGUGGGCAUCGCGGUGCUCUGGAUCAGCCUCAUCACCGAGUGGCUCAACCUCAUCUUCAAGUGGUGAGACAGAGAAGCCCUCCGGCAUCCUGGUCCCCACCCCCGAGGGCCCUGAGUCAUGUAAGCAUGCUUUGUGCUGGGCAUCACGGUAGCUGCUAAGGACAGAGACACCUUGCAGAUUAAGGUGUGGUCCCUGGACCAUGCCCAACGGCAUAGGCAGCACUUGAAAACUGGCUAAAAACGCAGACUCUCAGGCCCCGGGCCAGAGCUACUGAAUCAAAAUCUGCAUUUUAACAAGGUUCCCAGGUUUCUUUUUGGAGACAGGCCCUUUUGGUGGGUCCAUGAGUCUGGUUACUACAGCCAGGCUCCAGCCCAGGUUCACCAGUUCCCCUCUUCUUGUGAGACUGGUCCAGGCAGCCCUUCUGGACACUGCAUGAUCACAGGAGCAGCCCUCUGGCCCAUAAUGACGGCCCUGUCUUCGCAGGUGGCCACUCGGGCCCGCAGCCGCUGGGUAAGGGUGAUGCCUAGCCUGGCUUAUUGCACCUUCCUUUUGGCGGUUGGCUUGUCGCGAAUCUUCAUCUUAGCACAUUUCCCUCACCAGGUGCUGGCUGGCCUAAUAACUGGCGCUGUCCUGGGCUGGCUGAUGACUCCCCGAGUGCCUAUGGAGCGGGAGCUAAGCUUCUAUGGGUUGACUGCACUGGCCCUCAUGCUAGGCACCAGCCUCAUCUAUUGGACCCUCUUUACACUGGGCCUGGAUCUUUCUUGGUCCAUCAGCCUAGCCUUCAAGUGGUGUGAGCGGCCUGAGUGGAUACACGUGGAUAGCCGGCCCUUUGCCUCCCUGAGCCGUGACUCAGGGGCUGCCCUGGGCCUGGGCAUUGCCUUGCACUCUCCCUGCUAUGCCCAGGUGCGUCGGGCACAGCUGGGAAAUGGCCAGAAGAUAGCCUGCCUUGUGCUGGCCAUGGGGCUGCUGGGCCCCCUGGACUGGCUGGGCCACCCCCCUCAGAUCAGCCUCUUCUACAUUUUCAAUUUCCUCAAGUACACCCUCUGGCCAUGCCUAGUCCUGGCCCUCGUGCCCUGGGCAGUGCACAUGUUCAGUGCCCAGGAAGCACCGCCCAUCCACUCUUCCUGACUUCUUGUGUGCCUCCCUUUCCUUUCCCUCCCACAAAGCCAACACUCUGUGACCACCACACUCCAGGAGGCAGCCCCAUCCCCUUCCAGCCCCUAAGUAGGCCCUCCCCUCCCUAAAUCUGCUUCCGCACCACCUGGUCUUAGCCCCAAAGAUGGGCCUUCUCUCUCCCAGAUAAGUUGGUCCUCCCUCUGCCUUUCCUCUCAAGCCCCCAAAGAGCAAAGGCAACAGCAAGACCAGCGGGUUCUUGCAACACUGUGAGGGGCAGCCAGGGCGGCCCCAAUAAAGCCCUUGAAUACUUUGA
Messenger RNA from Homo sapiens (human), 1816 nucleotides. RefSeq names its product glucose-6-phosphatase catalytic subunit 3 (gene G6PC3). Bases 820 to 1515 code for a protein of 231 amino acids. Gene Ontology annotation, biological process: glucose 6-phosphate metabolic process; gluconeogenesis. NCBI's taxonomy places the organism in Eukaryota, Metazoa, Chordata, Mammalia, Primates, Hominidae. Gene Ontology annotation, molecular function: glucose-6-phosphatase activity. The record is from RefSeq and is a predicted model, not a curated record. Gene Ontology annotation, cellular component: endoplasmic reticulum membrane; endoplasmic reticulum. The transcript is spliced from 7 exons.